AUGCGCUAUCUACACACCAUGGUCCGCGUUCGCGACAUCGACGAAUCGCUGGCAUUUUACUGCGACAAGCUGGGGCUGGAGGAAGUCCGGCGUCACGAGAGCGAAAAGGGGCGCUAUACGCUCAUCUUCCUGUGCGCGCCCGAGGACAAGGAGGCCGCGCUGGCCAACAAGGCGCCGCUGAUCGAACUGACCUACAAUUGGGACCCCGAGGACUAUCAGGGCGGACGCAACUUCGGUCACCUGGCCUAUCUGGUCGACGACAUCUAUGCGACGUGCCAGCGGCUGGCCGACAAUGGCGUGACCAUCAACCGCCCGCCGCGCGACGGCCAUAUGGCCUUCGUGCGGUCGCCCGACGGCAUUUCGAUCGAGUUGCUGCAAAAAGGCGACGCGCUGGCGCCGAAAGAGCCUUGGGCCAGCAUGGAAAACACCGGAAGCCGCGCGCCGGGGGGUCUCGCCAUCGUCACGGCCGCGCUGCUGGUGUCGGCGUGCACGACUUCCUCCCUGGACACGGUCGCGACCGGGCUCGGCCCCGCACCCGGCGUCGAUACGGGCACCAUGAUGGCGCUGAGCGACGGUGAAGCCCUGCCCGCUCCCGACGUGCGGCCCGCCGCGCCGAUCGGCGAGACCGCGCCGGUCGCCGACAGCGCCUCGGUGGCCUUUGCCGGACCGACGCCGACGGAGCCUGCACCGCUUCAGGCCGCGGCGGCAGAACCGACCUCCAUCGCCGAGGCGCCGGCGCAGUCCGUCAUCGCAGCCGAAGCCGCCGAGGCGGCAACACCGGGUUCCGCACCCGCUCCUUCGGCCGAAUCCCCGGCUCCCGCCGCGCCCGCCACCGACGAUGUCGCCACCCAGCGCAUUCUCGCGGCCAGCAACGCGCCGACCGCCAACGGCACCGAACCGGUCGAACCGGAACCCCAGGUGGCCACCGCGCCGCCACCGGCCAUCGCCGCGCCUGCCGCGGCCACCGGGAACCGUCCGGGUUUUCUCAAUGCCCUGUUCGGCAGCCGCCGCGAUACACAGGGCCGCCCGCGGCCUUUGGUCGCCACAGCAUCAAGUCAAAGCGCGCCUUCGCCGGUGAUCGAGCAGCCCGCCGCACCGCAGCCGGUGAUCGCCCGCGCGUCGGCCAGUGGCAGCACCGCCGCCCUGCCGGGUUUCAGCCGGGAACGGGCGCUUGGCAUCAAUCAGGGUGCGGUGACGCCCGAUGCGCCUGUUCAGCUUGCGUCGGCCGCCGGCCUGGCGCGUCUGGCGCCAAACGGCCUGCGCACACAGCAUUCGGGUGUCGAUGUCGCCUGCCUCAAGCCGGCGCUUGUGCGCCUUCUCAAGCGCGUCGAGCAGCGUUACGGCAGGCCCGUGGUCGUCACGUCCGGCUAUCGCAGCCCGCAACGCAACCGCCGGGCGCGCGGCGCCAAGAAUUCGCUGCACAUGUAUUGCGCGGCCGCCGAUAUCCAGGUCGAGGGCGUCAGCAAAUGGGAUCUGGCCGCCUAUCUGCGCUCGGUGCCCGGCCGUGGCGGCGUCGGCACCUAUUGUCACACCAAGUCGGUGCAUAUCGACAUCGGUCCCCAGCGCGACUGGAACUGGCGCUGCCGCCGGCGGAGCUGA
Molecule: messenger RNA, 1599 nt
Organism: Effrenium voratum
Lineage: Eukaryota; Dinophyceae; Suessiales; Symbiodiniaceae
Source: the annotation of a GenBank genome assembly